Messenger RNA from Phytophthora nicotianae INRA-310, 2010 nucleotides. RefSeq lists its product as hypothetical. The record is from RefSeq and is a predicted model, not a curated record. Lineage: Eukaryota; Oomycota; Peronosporomycetes; Peronosporales; Peronosporaceae. Bases 1 to 1878 code for a protein of 625 amino acids. The transcript has a single exon.
AUGGCGGUUUUGAGGAGAGAAACGGGUGCAACACUUCCCGGGGUGAAAGGUUUGGCUAUCUCGCAGAAGCUGAAGAAUAUUGCAACAAGCAUCAAAGAAAAAUUCUCAUCCAACAAUCAAAAAGCAACCGACAAACUUUUCGCUCGUCUAAAGGUCGGGAACGUCCAGGAAAGUCUUUUUGUGAGUGCACCGUAUAAAAAGUGGACAGCGUCUGUGGCCAAAGCUUACAAGACGAAUCCUAAAGCUGGUCGUGCAGCUGUGUUUUCUACGCUGGCAGCUCGUUACGAUGAUGAAGCUCUGGCCAAACUUUUAGUUGAAGCAAAGCAAGUCCGUGCAACGAGAGAGCCUGCCAGUGAAUUUCAAGCCAUGCAGAUCGACAGCUGGGCUGCUAAGCAGAAAACGACGGAUGAUAUAUACAGUGCUUUGAAGCUGGAAGUGAACGAGAAGGAUCUUCUGAAGAAUCCAUUGUUGGACACGUGGAUCUCCUACAUUCCAAAAGCGGCAAGUGAAAAUCCGUACAAUUUGGUGUUGCGCAAGCUUAUGAACCACUAUGAUGACCAAGGACUGGCACAAAUGCUAAUUGCAGCUAAGGAAGAUAGCCGUGUGGCAAGCAUUGCAACAAAGGUGGAGGAGUCGUUACUAAAACGGUGGCAGAGUGAUGGAAAGACGGCAGACGAUGUCUUCAGGCUGCUACGGCUUAACGACGACAAAAGUGACUAUAUUAUGAAGAACCCAGUGCUGAGUACAUGGAUCAGUUACGUCGACCAGCUUCACGAGAAAAACCCGUAUGAUGAACUGGUGCUCAUGUUGACUAAAAGUUAUGGUGAAGGUGGGCUUGCCGACAUACUUGUUGCAACAAGAACAGAUUUCACUACUCGAAGCAUGGCUAUUGACUUCGAGAAUGCACUGAUAAAAAAAUGGUCGAUGGAAGCAAAAACGAUAGAUGAUGCAUUUAACCUCUUAAGGCUUCGCAGUGACAAUGUGGAAGAAACGCUGAGGAAUCCAGCUCUGAUCACGUGGAUUUCGUACGUAAAAAAGAGUAACAAAGACCCGUACGAAUUGCUCUUUCGACAACUGGAUUUGCGGGCAGGCGACGCACAUCUAGCGAAGAUGCUUGCCUUAGGAGCGAAAAGCAACAAAUUCGUGAUUGAAGUUUCUGAACUGCAAGCGCUGCAAUACAGCAAGUGGCUCAGCAAGAAAUUAUCAGCAGAUUACAUGUUCAACCUUCUCCAACUAAAGAAGAACGGCGAUAAACUCUUUGACAGUCCCGUGCUUAGUACAUGGAGCUCCUACGUGGCGAAAAAGAAUCCGGGGAGGGAAGAUGAGACGAUGUUUUCGGUGUUACAGAAGCACUACAAAAACGACAUUCUUGCGAAAAUGUUUUCUGAAGCAAAGGAGAAGCCAACUAUGAAAAUAAUUGCUUCAAGAUUGGAGGGAGAACUGUGGCAGAGCGAAGGACAAACAGCAGGCAAACUUUUCACAACUUUGAAACUGGAUGAGACUGGAGAGGGUCUUUUUGAAGCCCCGAUGUUUGCUAGUUGGGCUGCGUAUGUCAAAAGACUGAGUCAGUACGAGAAGAACCCAAACGAGUUCGUAAUUUUCUCUGAGCUAGAGAAACGCUACGAUUAUGUGGAUCUCGCACGAAUGCUUUAUAAUGCUGAACGGCAAGCUGAUAACACGAGUGGGGCGGGGAAAGAUACGGUAAAACUACUUAGUGCCUUACGGAAGCAGCAGUACAAGCAAUGGAUGACCGAGAAAGGAUUGGAUCCAGAAAGGCUCAGCCUUAUAAUAACUCGUCGUCAAGACUCGAGGAACAACGGCGUCCUUCUCGGCUUCUAUGAUUUUUACCGGGCUAAUGGCGGGCCAAAGUUCGUCUAACGGGGUUUACGCUUUAGUAACUAGCAGCACAUGUGUGAAGGCAGUGAUACCUUUGAGGUUCCGAUGUCUGGUACUUGAGGGUCCUACUUAAUCAGGUAGAACAAAUAAUGGUACUUACAGAUAUGAGGUAAC